Colletotrichum orchidophilum is the source of this 180-nucleotide messenger RNA. RefSeq lists its product as uncharacterized. Lineage: Eukaryota; Fungi; Ascomycota; Sordariomycetes; Glomerellales; Glomerellaceae. The record is from RefSeq and is a predicted model, not a curated record. The transcript has a single exon. Bases 1 to 180 code for a protein of 59 amino acids.
AUGAUGCCACCGAAGCCACUGCCAGUCCCUCGUCCGCCAACAUCGAGACAAGCGACGCAGAGUGGUGCUUCUUUAUUUUCACAAUGCGCAAUGCGGCAUGUCUUUCGGGAUAACAAGACCUUCAACGAGAUCUUUCGACGUUGGCACCGUCUGUUUCGCCAGCUCUAUGAGCAUGACUAG